Coccinella septempunctata (seven-spotted ladybird) is the source of this 1714-nucleotide messenger RNA. Its product is annotated as moesin/ezrin/radixin homolog 1-like. The record is from RefSeq and is a predicted model, not a curated record. Gene Ontology annotation, molecular function: actin binding; cell adhesion molecule binding. Gene Ontology annotation, biological process: positive regulation of protein localization to early endosome; positive regulation of early endosome to late endosome transport; regulation of cell shape. Gene Ontology annotation, cellular component: filopodium; cytoskeleton; plasma membrane. Bases 127 to 1602 code for a protein of 491 amino acids. Lineage: Eukaryota; Metazoa; Arthropoda; Insecta; Coleoptera; Coccinellidae. The transcript has 6 exons.
UUAUGUACCUACAUAUCUCGUUAUCUCAGUAAAUUAUUCUCACAAAAAAAACAUCGAAGGUAUUCCACUAUCCAGUAAGCAUCAGAAAAUUUUAGUGUAAACUGGGAGUUUUUGGUGGUCAGCUACAUGAAAGUGAUUCUGAAGUCUGUUUUGGCGGAGACCAAUUUAGAUGCUCCGCCUAAAUCGCUUUUUAGCGAUGUUUAUUCUAGGGUUUGUGAUAGUUUAGGGCUCAAGGAAACAUGGUACUUUGGUCUUUGCUACCAGCCCAACAGAACUACGGAUUUGGUGUGGUUGGACACGUCCAAGAAGGUCCUGAAGAAACUACCAACUGCAACCAAAAAUUUGAGUUUCCGCAUAAAGUAUUAUCCAGAGGACGUGGGUACUGAACUGAUCGAGAACAUAACCCUCCAAAUUUUCUAUCUGGAAAUAAAGAAGGCCAUUCUGUCCAACGAUAUCUAUUGUCCUGCCGAUACUGCAGCGUUGUUGGCCUCGUAUUCACUUCAAGUUGAGUUUGGCGACUUUAACGAGAACAGGUACAACAGAUAUUUGAUGGCCCAUCAGGAAUUUUUACCUCGCAGGGUUUUCAAGCUGUACGACCUGAAUCCCUGUACGUGGACGGCGAGCAUCACUGCCAUGUGGAAAAAACUAUCAGGGAUGGAUCCAGAAGAGGCGAUGUUGGAAUACCUCAAACUGGCUCAGAAUUUGGAUAUGUUCGGGGUGUCCUAUUUCAACAUCUUGAACAAGAAGAAAACGAAAUUGCUCAUUGGGGUUACCCCCUUGGGUCUGAAUAUAUAUACGCCUGUCGAUAAAUUGACACCACAAUUGUCGUUUUCUUGGUCUGAAAUAAAAAAAUUGAGGUUCAAGGGUAAGAAAUUCCUGAUCAGGUUCAUGGGUAAAAAAAUACCAAACUUCACGUUCUACACGACGAGUAAGAUAAGAAGCAAACAAAUCUACAACCUUUCUCUUGGCAAUCAAGAGCUCUAUAUCAGACGUAGAGAACCAGAUAGUCCUGAAGUGACUGUUUUGAGGGAAAGGGCCAAGGCUUUGAGGGACCUGAGACUGAGAAACAAGGAAAAACUGAAACUGGAUAUAUCCUCCAAGGAAGAUUCUUUGCGUAGGGAGGAAGAGUACCAACACCACCUGCAGAAAUUACAGCAGGACCUUGAAUCCACAAUGCAAAGGAUCCAACAAGAAAUCGCGGAGAAACUGGAGGAAACAAAAAAGUUACAAAAACAGAUAGAAGCGGCUAGAAAAGACGAGGAAGAUUACAAAAUUAAAUUGAGAAAAGAAGAGCUGGAUAAGCUAAGACGAAAGGCGAUGUUAGAGGACGAGGCCAGGAGGGAGAAGGAAAUUUCUGUGUUGUUUUCGGACCCUGAUAACACCUCGACAUUUCCUGAAGUUUUCAGGGUCGAUGACGAACUUCAGGUUCACGUGAAGUCCCUCCGAACAAAAUUAGAAGAUUCUAUAAGGGAAGGAGAGCAAACGAUGCUGGAUAGAAUACAUCAGGAAAAUAUAAGGGAAGCGAGGAACAAGUACAAAACUCUGUCUGAUAUACGAGGAGAGAAUUGUAUCAAAAGGAUCAAGUUCUUUGAUAAGAUGUGAAUGUCCAUCUUCGAAGAAAUUAUUAUAUUCUACGUAUAUUAUGUAUUGAUUUAUGUUAAUUUCGAAAGAUUUUGUUGUCUUUCUUUAUGGAAUAAAAGGGGUAUUGAUUAAA